AUGGAAGCUUUGAAAAUGAAUAACUGGAACCAUCACUCUGCUUCCAGAGAGAUUGGAAUGUCUCGAUCUGCUAAGCGUCAAGAUGAAGCCCAGUUAGCUCGUUUGGGUAAACGCGAGGUUUUGACUCGAAACUUCGGGUUCAUGGCUGUCCUUGGCUUCAGUGCCACAAUUUUGAUGACCUGGGAAGGAAUACUGAGUGGUGGUCCCGCCGGUACAGUGUAUGGAUACUUCUUCGUAUGGACAGGAUUGGCAGCAACGUAUUCUAUGUUGUCAGAGAUGGCUUCAAUGGCCCCUACAACCGGUGGACAGUAUCAUUGGUGCUCAAUGCUUGCUCCAAAAAGUACAUCGAAGUUUUCAAGUUAUGUCACGGGCUGGCUUACUGUUGUUGGCUGGCAAGCUAGCUAUGCUGCAACUUGCUACAUAAGUGGUGUAAUGAUACAGGGCAUAAUCAUCCUGAUGCACCCAGAUUACAUACCGCAUGCGUGGCACACAACUCUACUAUCUUGGGCUAUCGUGGCUUUUAGUGUGAUGAUCAAUGUUGUGGGUGGUUCUCUACUGCCUAGAUUUGAAGGGCUCAUUCUGGUGAUACAUGUCCUUGGUUUCUUCGCCGUCCUCAUUCCGCUAGUUUACAUGGCCGAUCACAAUAGUGCACAGUAUGUGUUUACGACCUGGCAGAAUAGUGGAGAGUGGCCUACACAAACUCUCUCGACCUUUGUUGGCAUGAUUGGAACAGUGUUCUCAUUUGCUGGCGGAGAUGCAGCAGUGCAUAUGGCUGAAGAAACAAAGAACCCGCAAAAGCUCAUCCCCGUCUCACUAAUGUCUAGCCUGCUGAUAAAUGGCAUCCUAGGGUUUGCCAUGUUACUUGCCACUUUGUUCUGUAUCGGAGAUCUGCAGGCUGCCAUCCACACACCAACUGGAUUUCCUUUCAUAGAAAUCUUUUACCAGGUAACAAAAUCGAGAGGUAGCGCUUGUGCAAUGUCCUCCAUUAUGGUCUUUUUGCCCAUUUGUGCUAUGACUGGCGUAUUGGCAACAGCUUCUCGGCAAUUCUGGGCAUUUUCGCGUGAUCGUGGCGUUCCAGGUUGGCGCAUUUGGAGCCGAGUCUCAGAGAGCACAAAUAUACCAGUCAACUCCGUAUGGCUAACGGCGGUCAUUUCCAUGCUCUUGGGACUAAUCCCACUCGGCUCAUCAGUAGCUUUCAACGACUUGACCUCCAUGUCGACCUCUGGCCUAUACUUGUCGUACAUAGUCUGUUGCAUUCUUCUACUCUGGCGACGAUGCACUGGUGGAAUCAUGGAGAUGAAUGAUUACCGAAGUCGUAACAGCUCCGGCGUCGUGUCAGAAGCGGAUGAAGAUAUCAUCAACACGGCCGGUGCAAAAAUUGUCUGGGGCCCAUUCCAUCUUAAAGGCAUUUUCGGAAUUGUGGCGAAUAUAGUUGCCAUUGCAUACCUGCUUAUUGUCACAUUUUUUAGCUUUUUUCCACCAACAGCAAAAAUCACUGCAUCAACGAUGAAUUACAGCGCUUGUGGAACAGUCGGGGUCAUGCUUCUCAGUAUUUUAUACUACGUUCUCAGAGCGAGAAAGGUAUUUGAAGGGCCUAUCAUUGAAUUAUGA
Molecule: messenger RNA, 1611 nt
Organism: Talaromyces stipitatus ATCC 10500
Lineage: Eukaryota; Fungi; Ascomycota; Eurotiomycetes; Eurotiales; Trichocomaceae
Product: amino acid transporter, putative
Exons: 7
Coding region: 1-1611 (536 amino acids)
Biological process (GO): transmembrane transport
Cellular component (GO): membrane
Molecular function (GO): transmembrane transporter activity
Source: RefSeq, a predicted model, not a curated record